This is a messenger RNA of Coccidioides posadasii C735 delta SOWgp, 1139 nucleotides long. RefSeq lists its product as uncharacterized. Gene Ontology annotation, molecular function: microtubule plus-end binding. Gene Ontology annotation, cellular component: microtubule plus-end; nucleus; cytoplasm. NCBI's taxonomy places the organism in Eukaryota, Fungi, Ascomycota, Eurotiomycetes, Onygenales, Onygenaceae. Gene Ontology annotation, biological process: cytoplasmic microtubule organization. The record is from RefSeq and is a predicted model, not a curated record.
UCGGAAUUCGAUUGUUUCCCGACACUGUUUUAGACAAAAGUGCCUGCACAUAUUUCCACGUCACUGCCCUGUUAAUUAAGUUUAUGCUGGCUCAUUAUUCAGGAGCCCAUAUUGAACACAAUAUCCCCAUAUAUUUGCACACGAAACAUCAAACGUCUGUGCUUCAAGAUUAAGGAGCCACAAUGGCUUUCCAGGCUACGCCAGCAGAUGUUUCUGUCAUUGUCACUGUUGCGGCUGAUGCCUGUUCUGGAGACAACUGUGCUUCAUUCGCGACUGAGCGUCGAAUAACUCCAACAUGGACAGUUUCGCUAUUGAAAGCGAAACUGGAAACUAUGUGCGGAAUUCCACCUGGGUGUCAAAGAUUGCGCUUAAAAGCUCCCGGACUUGAAGCCAGGUGGAUAGAUAACAACUCCCAGCUUGUUGGUGAUUGGGGCCUCGCCAAAGGUUGCGAGAUUGAGAUCCAUGAUCUACGGCCACCAGCGGCCAGGCCAAACUAUACGGAUGUCUCAUCAGUGGAAAAGUACACCCUCCCAACGUCUACCUACGAGUCACUUCCAAAUACCGUUCUUUCCUGGAAGAAGGCGCAAAAGCUUGGCCGCUUCGAUCCUAAGGCUUUAACUCCCGAAGAAGUCGCAAGAAACCAAGCGAACAAAGACGAAAGUGACAUCAGAGAACGAGGCAUUGAACUCUCAAGACGUGCAAUCGUACUUCCUUCUAGUCCACCACAUAUCAGGAGGGGCACUAUCCGCUUCGUUGGUCCUGUCCCAACGAUACCCUCUGGAGGCGCACAAGUGUCGCUAAACCCCGGGGACCCGGCGCCUCUGUGGGUUGGUAUCGAAUUCGAUGAGCCCCUGGGUAAAAAUAACGGUAGCGUCGGGGGUAAGAGCUAUUUCACUUGUCCAGAGAAAUGUGGAGUUUUUGUAAAACCUGAGAAAGUCGAAGUGGGGGACUUUCCGCCACUGGGUUUGGAUCUAGAUGAAGACAUGGAGGAGAUCUAACAUCUCAUUUCGAUUCCUCUUUGGUUUCUUCUAGUGUCAUAGAUCUUCUGUGUGAUUGGAUCGUUGUCAAAAUUGGAGAUGCUUUGUCUCUGCCCCUCUUCCCUUCGUACAUGACAAGAUGGAAAACCGAGCGUAAAGACU